Messenger RNA from Arachis duranensis, 765 nucleotides. RefSeq lists its product as uncharacterized. The transcript has a single exon. Lineage: Eukaryota; Viridiplantae; Streptophyta; Magnoliopsida; Fabales; Fabaceae. The record is from RefSeq and is a predicted model, not a curated record. The coding region runs from base 1 to 765 and encodes 254 amino acids.
AUGGAAGGCAUUCCAAUAACGGUCCGAAGGAUGAAUGUUGCCACAUCCCCCCUGCCUCAACGAAAGCAAAGGAAGAGGACAGCCCCUCAAGUAGUGGAAGGACAAGUAGCAGAGGGGCAAGCACCACAGACCUUGGACAUGCACCCAUUGCAGGAAGCCAUUGAUGGCUUAUCUAGACAGUAUUUGGAAAGCCAAGGAGCACAGAAAGAGCUUCAACUACAGAUGAUAGGGCAGCAAAAAGAAGCACUCUCAAGGUGGAUGACUCAGCAAGGUGAGUGGCAAAGGCAAAUAAUGGAACAGCAACUAAGUCAAGGGCAACAAUGGGAAGAAACAUUCAACAGGAUGGAACAAAGGCAAAAUGAGCAACAAGAUUCCAUCCAGAGGCUAAUCAACAUCCAAGCACAUCAAGGGGCACGCAUACAUGAAAUGCAUCGAAGACAAAUAGAACACAUAGAACUACUGGACGAGCAAAGGGCAUUUGCAGAAGGAGUUUACAUGAGCGAGACAGGGUAUCACAUAAACACUCAAGCCAAGCUCGAAUACCUAGUAGGACAGUUGCCUAUAUUGCACCCAGGAAUCACAAGGUAUGAAGAAGUGAAGGAUGAGUUAGCACGAGAAGAGAGACAAAGGGUGGAAGAGAGUCAUGAAUCAGUGAGGAAGGCACUUGAGGAUUGGAAGCAUGCAAGAUUAGCGCGGAUGCGAGGAAAUGCAAGAGGACACAAGGAGGACAAGCAAGGAAAAGAGCAUAGACGGCCACAAAAGUAA